This is a messenger RNA of Blastocystis hominis, 1128 nucleotides long. RefSeq lists its product as hypothetical. The record is from RefSeq and is a predicted model, not a curated record. Gene Ontology annotation, molecular function: transcription corepressor activity. Gene Ontology annotation, cellular component: Swr1 complex; NuA4 histone acetyltransferase complex. The transcript has 9 exons. NCBI's taxonomy places the organism in Eukaryota, Bigyra, Opalinata, Blastocystidae. The coding region runs from base 1 to 1128 and encodes 375 amino acids. Gene Ontology annotation, biological process: chromatin remodeling; DNA repair; negative regulation of transcription by RNA polymerase II.
AUGUCUGAUAUUGCUCAAAUUCUGGGCGUUGAAGACAAGCCAAAGGAAGGAGCAGAGGAGAAGAAGCCGAAAAAAGCUGUGAAAAAUGACCCCUACGCAAACCUACCUCGGUAUCUGAGAAAUAUUGUGGACGAGAAUAAUCCACCUCCAUUGGAAUUGAUUAAGGAGAAAAAGACAUUAGUGAUCUCAAAGGAGCCUGUGCGUAAAUGGAUAUAUGCGGACUUUACGAGCUCUGCCAGAUCGGAUGGAGCAACAUUCAAACAUUGGGUUCGUGACAAAGUGGAGUAUCCAGACUAUCCCUUUGCUCGAUUUAAUUAUCAGAUAAAUAUUGUGAGUUAUAAACAGGAAGAGUUAGAGGAAUGUAUAUUCGAUCUACCCAAAAAUUGGACAAAUGAACUUACAAACGAGCUAUUUGAUUUGUGUAGAAAGUAUGAUCUUCGUUGGCCAGUCAUCUACGACUGCUUCUCUGCGAGAGAGCAGUACUCUCUAGAAGACAUCCAAGGCAUCUAUGUGGAGGUGUCUCGAACCUUAAUCGAGCUUCGUCGUUGUAAAGGAUUUAUCAUCAAAGACUGGGAAGAAGAGCUCAGCCAUUUUAGAUUUGACUAUGAGAACAGUGUGAAGCGUCGCAAACAGCAAGAUCUGCUUUUCAGAUCGCUGGGUUUGGGUCAGCAGGAAGAAAAGCAGCUUCAAUCCAAGCUCCAAUCCAUCCAAGAAGCGCUCACUCUGAUCGGAUCGCCCGAUUCCCGUCGCAGCUACGGACAGCGCUAUCCGGUCAAUCAAAUGGUGGCUGAGAUGAACGCGAUGAUUGAAGCGAAGCCCGCGAUGUUUCUACCGCCAGGCGUUACAUUGGCGAGUCGGUGCGGGCAGGAGGAAGUGAAUCUGACGCGCGAUAUGAAGGAGGAGCACAGACGCAUCAUUGCAGAACUGGGAGUGGCAGAGCUGAAGAGCAAGUCAUUUAGAGUACAAAAGGAGCUAAUGCUGCUUAAGCAGAGGGUAGCUGUGCUGCUCAUGGGAAAGAAAUGCAAGGCAGAUUAUGGGUUAAUCAAACUCCCGGAUAAACCUGUGAAAAGGUGGAACACAAUGGAAUCGAAACCAGAAGUAAAGGAUUUUAGAGGGAUUGAAAGGUAG